Molecule: messenger RNA, 1913 nt
Organism: Misgurnus anguillicaudatus (oriental weatherfish)
Lineage: Eukaryota; Metazoa; Chordata; Actinopteri; Cypriniformes; Cobitidae
Gene: nipal4
Product: NIPA like domain containing 4
Biological process (GO): magnesium ion transport
Cellular component (GO): membrane
Molecular function (GO): magnesium ion transmembrane transporter activity
Source: RefSeq, a predicted model, not a curated record
UGUUUCCGUGUGCUUAGGAGCACAGGUGAGUUUAGGGCGUGGCACCAGAUACCUGCUCUGCUCGCGGCUGUCCGCUCGUGCGUGUGAUCGCGGAGGUAUCAACACUGUUAAGUAACGCCGCGGAUGAUUAUUCUAAGAGGAGUUGUUUUCGUGGAUGUUUUUCUUUAAACCAUAUACUGAGGAAAGUUGGUGACACGAUGAAAGACAUAAAUCUACCCAUCGAAUCAUGUAUAAAUGGUUCUGCCAUACGACUAUUGUGUCCCACGUCCACAUUUGUUUGUAUCUUUGACACAAUAACUGGCAACACGUCUUAUGGUAAUAUAACCUCUCCUGUCAACAAAGCAGCUGUUGCCAUUGACAAAUGGAGCAACUACAAUUUCUGGCUAGGUUUGAUGCUGGCAAUUCUCUCAACUUUCCUCAUUGGGGGAAGUGUUACUUUAAAAAAGAAGGCAUUGCUUCGUUUGGCCAGUGCUGGGGAGAUGAGAGCAGCUGAGGGAGGCCAUGGUUACCUGAGGGACUGGCUUUGGUGGGGUGGCCUUUUGACUAUGGGUGGAGGUGAGGUAGCAAACUUUGCUGCAUACAUGUUUGCUCCAGCCACAGUGGUGACACCUUUAGGAGCUCUCAGUGUUCUUAUCAGUGCGGUUCUGUCCUCCCACUUGUUCGGAGAAACAAUGAAUCUACUAGGAAAACUCGGCUGUUUGCUGAGCAUAUUAGGAAGUACCAUAAUGGUUAUACAUGCACCUGAAGAGGAAGAGGUGACAACACUUUCAGAAAUGACAGACAAACUGCUAGAUCCUGGUUUUCUGGUGUUUGCCUGCAUCCUCCUGGCAGCUUGUAUGUUCCUCAUCUUCUACUUCUCCCCUCGUUAUGGUCAAACAAACAUUUUAAUUUACAUAAGCAUCUGCUCUUUGCUCGGAGCUUUCACCGUGUCGUCGGUCAAGGGCCUCGGCAUCGCUGUCCGCACCGCCUUUUCGGAUGGUUCCGUCUUCCUUCAUCCUCUCACCUGGGUCCUUUUGCUUACCUUAAUUGGAUCCAUCAUCAUCCAAAUCAACUAUCUGAACAAGUCGCUGGAUACCUUCAAUACGCUCCUGGUCUACCCCAUCUACUACGUCUUCUUCACUACCGUGGUCCUGAGCACCUCCGUAAUUCUGUUUAAAGAGUGGAGAGCCAUGUCAGGGGUGGAUGUGGUGGGCACUCUCGGGGGAUUCUUGGUGAUCGUGAUUGGGGUGAGCAUGCUGCACCUCUUCAAAGACUUGAAUGUCUGUCUUGAGGAUUUGAGGAAUAGCCUUUGUGAGCCAUUAGGUCAAGAAAGCCCAUCAAGGAGAGAGGACAAGCACAUCCUCAUAGAGAACAUUGAAACCCUACCACCCAUGAGAGAGGAAGGACCAAGAGUUUUCAUCAUCAGCUGAGCGACACACUUGUGCAUUGUAUACAGAAUGUGAAGAAAUGUCUUCAAUUUAUUAUUACUUUUCUUCACUGAAGGCUGUUGCGCUAUAAUGCAAUUAUUUGUAUAGACUUCAGCUGAGGGCAUUAUAACGCUGACGUAUUCUUGAAGAAUUUGUGGUUGCAAAAAUUUGAUGCGUUUUUGCGAUACAGUUGUGCUUGUGAGAUAAGAUCAAACAGGAACAUCUUGAAGUACUCGUAGAUUGUAUUUAGAAUCAAGUUCGAAUGAAUCUUUAUAAUACAGAACAUGACGCAGCACUAUUUGAUAUUUUGCUGCUGAGGACUGUAUGCAGUCUUUUAAAAUGUCAGUGCUUUGAAAACAUUUUAAUUGCACAUAUAUACUCUAUGUUCCAUCCUCUUUACUUGGGAUUCUUUGUUUAUGUUUAUCUGUAUGUUUUUCCAAAGAAGUUAUUUAAAAUAGAUCAGUGUUUUUAAAUGCAACAUCAAAUAAAGAAAUGACCUAUUUUGUC